GAGCGAGCGACAUGGCGGCGCGCCCACCCCGCGCGGCGGCCCCGCGGCCCGGGCCGCGCGAGUAGGUCGCCAUGCGCGAUGCGGUAUGAGGCAGCGCCGCGCCCGGCGGGCCGGCCCCCGCUAGCGGCGCCGCCCCCGCCAUGCGAGCGCCGCCGCUGCUGCUGCUGCUGCUGAUGGCGGCCGCGGGCCUGGCCGUGAGUCCGCUCGCGCGCCUCAACCCCUGGCUGAGCGCGUGCGACCUGGAGGAGGAGGGCGCGGGCGCCGAGUGCGGCGAGGGCGAGCGGCACGCGUGCGGCGGCGGCGGCGCCGAGACGCUGGCGGGGCGCGACGUGCGGCCGCUGUGCGCGCUGGGGGCGGCAGCGCGAGCGCGCCGCCUGGCCGAGCUGCGGCUGCGCGCCUGCUGCGAGCGCUCGCCCGCCUCCGCGCUGGACCGCGGCGCGCGCGCCGACGUGCUGGCCGGCGGGGAGCGCUGCGAGCGCACGCUGCACGACCUGCUCGCCCUCGACGCGAUGGUCGCGCGCGUGCACUGCGACUUCGCCUACAUCCUCCAACGCUAUGACUGCGACCAGUCCUACUCCGUACACACGUGUCACGAGUGCCAGGAGACGUAUCGACGUUGGGCGUGUAGCACAAUGGUUCCGCUUUGGGUGGAAGAGGGCGCUGAGGACGGCGACGAGGGCGGGCGGUCACGGCGCGCGCCCGCGGAGCACACAGCGAGAUGGCACGCGCGGCACCUCGAGCGCGUAGGUCACCUGGACCGGCGGCGCGGCGGCGGAGUCGUGGGCCGCUGGGUGCGCGCCGCAGCUGCGGGCCCCGGCCGGCCCCUCGUGCGCCUCAAGCCCUGCCUCUCCGUCUGCCAGCUCGUUGAGCAGCACUGCCCCUACUUCCUGCCGGCAGAUCGCGCGCCCGCAUACCCCACCCAGUACGCCGGCGAGCCCACCUUCCUAUGCCUUGAUCCGCGUAUACCAGAGACGGGCGCACAGGCGAAUAAAUCCAACUACGGAGCCGACGAGUGCUGCUACUGGUACUGCGAGGGGCGGCUCUGCUACCGCUGCGAGGCGCGGCUGAGCGAGCCGCCGCGGCCCGAAGCCGAGUGGUGCUCGCCCGUGGAGGAGCGCGUGGCGACCUGCUCGGUGCCGUAUCAGGCGCCCGCGGCCGCCGCCCAGCCGCUGCCGAGCCUCGGCCUGCUCCUGGCCUCGGUCGUCACAGCUGUCGCCGCGAUGAUUCGGACUCACUGGACACCUACACCACUAGUGAAUGUGCGCGAUACGAGGUUAUAGUUUUACGUUAACGUGCGUCGCACUCCCACGUCCCGCGAUCGCCGGACUAUGAUCGAAACUUCUAUUAGUGCUGUACUUAUGAUAAUAAAUUGCGCGCGAUGACGAGAUGCACGACGCCCGCGCCUCGCGGCCUCGGAGCGCCGAGCGCGAGCCCUCGUCGCGCGUCGCCGCGAGCGCGAGGUGUCUAUAGACUGUAAGUUUAUGUCUGUGCCCGUUUUACACAUCUUUAUCAGAAAAACACCAAAAAUGAUCUUAACUCGUUACUUAUGCGUUAUGUUCAAGCAUAUAGCCGACAUUCCGGCCAGUAUAGUAAUAUUUUUUGCCACGAAAUCUAACGAAUACAUAUUAUUAUAUUUGCGUUAAGUAUUUGUAUAUUUUAAAGUAGGAGUACAAUUAUUACAGCCGAUAGGUGCGAGAGCCCACAGUGCAGUUCAUUUAUUUUUGCUAAAUAUUCUAUAGCUGUGAAUACAAUUUAAAUGCAAAACUCGAAUCUCGUGUCUUAACAAUUAGUGAAAUACAAUACAAGAAUCCGAUAUUCCUAGAAGAAUGAAUAGUAGUAGACCUGAGACCAUAAUAGAUUCUAAAGAAAUGACUGUAUGCGGAAGUACGUGGUAUUUGGCAUAUAAAUACUUACAAGGUAGCGAAGAUAAUAUUAGGUACUAUAGAACAGUUAAAAGUAUUAAAACGGUGAUUUAAUGAAUAUUAUAAUCAUUGCUACCUUAUAUGUAUCUAAAACCAUUGCUGUAAUGCAAAUGUAUACCUACCGUAAAUUGGCACGAAUUACAACAAUAAUUUUCUUAAGGUUUGGACAGACCUUAUGACGGCAGCGACCCGCGACGAUUAAGAGUAGAAGAUAUAGGUACUAAUUGAGGCGUCCACAUUGCAAAGCAUUCGCUUCACUAAGCAGUUGCGAGCGGCUGUGUGUAUGACGUGCUUCAUACUGUUCCUUGUAUUACGAAUUCGCAAAUUGGUAACAAAAAUGGCACUAUCCUUAAAUUAACAGUUCUGGGUUACAACUACAACAAUUUUAAUUCUACGAGAAAAAAAUACGUCCGUUUUAAAGAUCCUUCUGUCGUGUAACUUCUAUCCGUUUGCUAGAUCUUCACUAGAUGAUACCAGUGUCACUUUAUACUUUGUCAUUUUUCGUUUAAUUCAAGCGCAAAAUCUUUAAUUGGCAAAUCGAGAGAGAUUUUAGAUUGGGUCAGUUUUGUUUUCAAUGUGCGAAUUUUUACAGUGUAAUAUUCUGUCGUGUUGUUGCCGUACGUUUUGUAUCUAUCCAGACCUUUUUAACCUUAGUGUCAAUAGUGCGAAUUCGUUUUGUAGUGUUAAUUAUUAUUUUUUAGUCGAACAUUGGUAAAGAGGCGGAGGCUUCGUGACAAUAUUGUUGGUGGUCUCCGUUACUAAGUAUAUAAUAUUAUUGUCAUCGAUUACACGAUCCAGUAUGAUCCGUGUGCUUAGCAUGAGAUAUUUUUACAUCUCAUUAACUUUGAUAGAAUUCGAGCGUCGAAACACAAUAAAGAGUAAAAUUGAAUCAAACAGCAUUAAUUUAAAGUAUAAAAAUUCAGUACAACAAAUUUCGAUUUCACAAUGUUUCAAGAGAAAUCUCUCCCAAGACAAUAUUGUAUGGAAGAAUUUGAGUUCUAAAACAAUUCAUUUUACUUUAACACUUUAGUGUUUCAACGCUCGAGUUCUAUCAACAUUAGUGAGAUGUAAAAUCUCGCACACCGGUCGUUUCUAUUUCAUGCAGUGAGAUAUAAAGAGAUAGAUUGAGCAAUGUGUAAAAUGGAUUAGAAACUGCCGCGAAUCAUGAGAAGUAGCUAAUUAUUGCGGUUAUUUUAACGACUACUUAAGGCUCUUUCAUGUAGAAGAAGUACCGCCGAUUUUACCAAAAACGUUUAAAAUCAAGAAUAAAAUUGGGCGUAAUGACAGUUUUUGUUAUGAAAACCUGCCAAAAUAGCAAAUAUUUUACUCUCGGAUACAGUUGCCUUCAAACUACGGAAAUAUAAUAUAAUACAUAAAUUAAAUAAAAGUACUUUUAAAAGUAGCGUGAGCGAUAUUAAGAUUUAGUUUGAAAUCAACUUAAGACUUAUUACGUUGGUUACUUAAAAUCGGUCCUAAAUAAUCAUAGUACUAAAUAAAUUUAACGUUUCACUGUUUAUAACACCUGUCGUAGCCAUUGAAAAUAAAUAAAUAAAUAAAAAAAAAUUUAUUUCAUGUAAGUAUGUUAAAACUACCAACUAUUCAGAAAGCUGAUUCUACCGAGAAAAGCCGGCGAGAAAACUCAGCAGUUACUCUGUGCAGUGAUAAUAUACAUAAUAUGCUAGGCUCAAAGAAGAAAAACGCUCACUAGCCGAAAAAACUGUGGUUUCGAUUCGACAUCCACACCGCGUGCAAUGGCACCGUUUUAUAAAAACGCAAAUUAUGUGUUGUGGACAUCACAGAACAACCCCUACAUACAUAGUAUAGUGUUUGUGUCGUAGCUUUCGUGAUACUCGACCCUAAAGCGGAAUUUACAUUACGAAAUUAGUGGCACGAAAUUAGUUUCACAAAACUAAUUUCAUUAUCAAUUGCACGUGUAAACGUCUUAUUUCAUAAUGCAUGCAUUACACAUGCAAUAGAUAAUGAAAUUAAUGUCGUGAAGCUAAUUUCAUGCCACUUAUUUUGUAAUGUAAAUUCCGCUUAACGCGUUGUGGCUAUGAAGAAAGUUAUAAGGCGUUCUGAGUCCUAGUUGAUACCACAACGUCUCAACGGGCUUUUGAAUGGACUGGAAGACGCUCCGUAGCCCCAUCAUGAUAUCAUUCAGUUUCAACUACUCAAUGUAGAUGGAUCACUUACACUUGCACUCUUUGCUCCAUUCGAGCUCGUAUAGGCUCACUAUGAAGCGAACUUAUUAGGCCGAAUGGAUCAUGAAUUAUCAUAGCCUCUUCUAGCUUCGCGCUUUUGAAAUACACUUUAAGGGUAUGACAGACAGGAUUACGUGGGAUCGGGGUGCUGAGAUUUCGUUCUGAACCACAUUAUAUUUUUUUUUAUGAACUUGAUGAUGAGGAUUUAUUCCAGUGAUAAAAAAAGUAAUUGUGUCGUGGUUGCAUGAUGUAGGGCUCAGAACGCGCCAUGACUUAUCUUCAUUAACACAGCUCGUUGUAUUUGAAAGCUACGAUAUGAUUUCUGCUAUGUCUGCUUGGUCUGUGUUUGCCACAACGCAUCACGGGUGUUUUUAUAAGUACCAUAAUAUGAAUUUCGGUAUGUAGAUAUUUUAAAAAAGCAUUCCACAUUGUGGGCUAUUUUCUUAAUGAGCUUGCUGGGCCCUUGAGUCUAAUAUAGACAUUUUAUACAGCCACCUUUGUGAUACCGGGCGAAUCAGCUACUGAAACAUGAUUAGCUCUAAAAAUUGCCCAGGAGUUUACAUUUUACACAUUGCUUGCAAGUUUAUUUAUUUAUUACUUUUUAUUUAAAGCAAACAGAGACUAUUUGUUAUGGUUAAUCAGUUACAGUUUCAAGCUAGGCUAAAGUCCUACGCAACCUUUGUCACGAGAGCCAGCCGCCUUGCAUGCCUAAUAAUGGUCUAUUGAGUACAUUAUAUUGGCUAAAUCUUAAAUUAGGAUUAAUUAAUUAAAAGUAGUUGUUGUUUUGUAAGAAAGUAUGACAUUAGCGUAUUAUGAUGACAAUUAUAUUUAAUAAUAUAUCCGUCUUAUGAAUUAAUUGAUAUACCAAUUACAGAUGAAAACGUGGUUGAAGAUGUUUUUAUAUGAAUUGACUAAUUAAUAUAUAUUAUAUACAUAUAUAAAACGUGUUGUAUAUGACAACAGAAAUACCUUGAACACGGGUAUGGUCAUUGUCAUAAUUGAAUAGGUAACAAUGUUAGUUAUUUUGUCUUAUUUUUUAAAAAGUAUUAAAUUAUAGUGGUGUCGUUGAAGAUUUUGUGAUCGAGAAGAAGAUAAAAAUUAAUGGUUAUUAAGACUUUAUUGAAUGGACAUUUGUUGAGAUAUUGUCCUCGAUCGGGGAUGUAGUUGUUGUAUUCGAAAGAUAAUAAUAUUAAAUAAGUUAUUUUUUACGUUUUUAUUGUGUAAAUAUAUCAAAAACGGUUUGUUGUUUCCAUUCCCGUACUUAAAUAAAAGCCACCAAAGGUGCUAAAUGUCUAUUAACGCUUCUUA
Maniola jurtina (meadow brown) is the source of this 5431-nucleotide messenger RNA. RefSeq lists its product as uncharacterized. The coding region runs from base 141 to 1280 and encodes 379 amino acids. Gene Ontology annotation, cellular component: plasma membrane. Gene Ontology annotation, biological process: calcium ion import across plasma membrane. The record is from RefSeq and is a predicted model, not a curated record. Gene Ontology annotation, molecular function: stretch-activated, monoatomic cation-selective, calcium channel activity. Lineage: Eukaryota; Metazoa; Arthropoda; Insecta; Lepidoptera; Nymphalidae. The transcript is spliced from 4 exons.